Molecule: messenger RNA, 796 nt
Organism: Bipolaris maydis ATCC 48331
Lineage: Eukaryota; Fungi; Ascomycota; Dothideomycetes; Pleosporales; Pleosporaceae
Product: Longin-like domain-containing protein
Biological process (GO): retrograde vesicle-mediated transport, Golgi to endoplasmic reticulum; intracellular protein transport; intra-Golgi vesicle-mediated transport
Cellular component (GO): COPI vesicle coat
Source: RefSeq, a predicted model, not a curated record
UGUCCCCAUUACCGCCCGACACGACCAAACACACAGAUACCUCUCCCACCAUGUCGCGCCCUCUCUCCCUCUUCAGCGUCCAGGCGAUUCUGGUGCUCGCAAUCGACGAUGGCUCCCGCAUCUUGACAAAGUACUACUCCAACCCGCACCCACCGACCGGUCAACAGAGCGACUACCCCGGCCAGAUUGCAUACAAGACGGUCAAGGACCAGAAGGCUUUUGAGAAGGGACUUCUUGAGAAGACAGCGAAGCAGACGACCGACAUUAUACUAUACGACCAGAAAGUCAUUGUGUUCAAGAUGGAGUCGGAUGUAAUGCUGUAUGUAGUGGGAAGCGCCGAUGAGAACGAGGUUCUGCUCUACAGCGUCGUCCUCGCCCUGAGAGACUCGCUCAACAUCCUCCUCAAGAACUCGGUUGACAAACGCACUGUUAUCGAAAACUACGACCUUGUGUCUCUCGCUAUCGAUGAAUUGGUAGACGACGGCAUCAUCCUCGAGACCGACCCCGUCAUUGUCGCCUCGCGCGUCAGCAAGCCUCCGGCGCAAGACAUGACAUCGAUGAAGAACAUUGACCUUUCAGAACAAGGUUUCUUGAAUGCAUGGGAGUUUGGCAAGAGGCAGCUUGCGGAGAGGAUACGGCAGGGUCUAUGAGCUUCUUUGGUUUGGGCAUGGCGUUGCUGGAGUUGAGGAUACAGUUGCCGCUUUGCGAAUGCUAUGAAUCGUGACGUGCUGCAUGAUAGAGUGGGUAGCGCAUUACGCCAGAAAAAAAAAGGCCUAAUCAAGACCGUAUUCUGCUU